This is a messenger RNA of Plasmodium gaboni, 447 nucleotides long. RefSeq names its product putative mediator of RNA polymerase II transcription subunit 6. The transcript has a single exon. The record is from RefSeq and is a predicted model, not a curated record. Gene Ontology annotation, molecular function: transcription coregulator activity. Gene Ontology annotation, cellular component: mediator complex. Bases 1 to 447 code for a protein of 148 amino acids. Gene Ontology annotation, biological process: regulation of transcription by RNA polymerase II. Lineage: Eukaryota; Apicomplexa; Aconoidasida; Haemosporida; Plasmodiidae.
AUGGGAGAUAUAAAUUAUUACGAAUCCAGAUUAAGAAAGGAUAACAAAAUAGAAUAUGUUGAUAAUAUAUUUUUAUCCAAGUAUAUGUUAAAUAAUAUAGAAAAUGCUAUGCAAUAUUUUUAUACUUGUCCUUUUUAUACAUUAAGGAGUAAAAUGAGUUUGAAUGAAAAAAUAAGAACUGGAAGAAUUAUAAAUGAUGAUGAUGAAGGAUAUAUAUUUAAUAUAGUAUAUGAUAAUUUGAAUAUUUUAAAAGAGAAUGAACCAAGUGAUAUUGUAUCUAUGCAUAUAUAUUAUAAUACUAAUAGUAUAUUUCAUAUAUGUUUAAGUCAGAAAUAUAAAAUGAAUAAUAUAAAUUGUACUAAAAUUAUUCAAUAUUUCUGUAUUGUUAAUGGAAAAAUAUAUAGUAUGAGGAAUAUACAGAAGGUCUUAAUGAAGAAUAUAAAAUAA